This is a messenger RNA of Harpia harpyja (harpy eagle), 6028 nucleotides long. RefSeq lists its product as uncharacterized. Gene Ontology annotation, molecular function: RNA polymerase II cis-regulatory region sequence-specific DNA binding; DNA-binding transcription factor activity. The record is from RefSeq and is a predicted model, not a curated record. The coding region runs from base 203 to 4378 and encodes 1391 amino acids. The transcript has 11 exons. Gene Ontology annotation, biological process: regulation of transcription by RNA polymerase II. Lineage: Eukaryota; Metazoa; Chordata; Aves; Accipitriformes; Accipitridae.
GGAGGAGGAGUGUGGGGGGGGGACACACACGCACAGACACGGCCACGAGCUGAAGCCCCCGGGACCGAAAAGAACGGAGUCACCGGAGUCGCCUUUGUGGUUGUCGGGGGUCGCGUUGUCGCCGUGGGUGUCCCCCCCCCCUCGCCCCUUCUCCCGGGGUGGCAGGAUCCCCGUGUCACCGGCCAAGGUGCGGGAACGGGCGAUGGAUACCUGGGGGGCUGCGGAUCCGGAGCAGACGGUGCUUUUUGGGGGUGACGGGGAGGAGGACGCCUACAACCCCCCGGUGAUGCAGAGGACACCGAGCGACCCCGAGACGGACCCCCAGGCAGCAGGCGAUCCCGAGAUCGUAGAGAUGGAUACGGCCGCCUUGUUGGGUCACCCCGAAGAGGGUUCACCGGGCGAACGGAGCCCGGCACGGGAAACCCUGCGUUGGACCGUGGUCCAGCAGAUCGACUCUCCCGGCGCGGCAGGAGGUCGGCGCGGCGGUAAAACCGGAGCGGGAGCUGGCACCUUCUCCAACUUCAAGAGCAUCAUUGUGUUGCAGAAGAGUUAUGAGUGCGGGGAAUGCGGCAAGAGCUUCAGCUGCAGCUCCCACUUCAGCAAACACCGGCGGACCCACACCGGUGAGAAACCCUUCCUCUGCCUCCAUUGCGGUAAGAGCUUCAACGUCAGCUCCAACCUCUACCGGCAUCAACGGGCUCAUGCUGCCGAACGGCCGGGUCCACCGGCUCCACCGGCGCGUCCCCGUGGGUUGCCGUAUAAAUGCGAGGAGUGCGGGAAGAGUUUUCGCCGUAACAAGGAGCUGGUGACCCACCAACGGUUGCACACCGGUCGCUUGCCCUUCCAAUGCAGUCACUGCGGGAAGAGCUUCAGUUGGAGCUCCCAUUUUGACCGUCACCAACGUGUCCAUACUGGUGAGAAGCCCUACCAGUGCCCUGAAUGCGGUAAGCGUUUUAGCCGUAGCUCCCACCUCUACCGGCACCAACGCACCCAUGCCGGCGGUCGCUCUUACAUCUGCACUUAUUGCGGGCGUAGUUUUGGUAGCACCCUCCAUUUUGACCGGCACCAACGUACCCACACCGGCCAACGACCCUACAAGUGCACCCUAUGCCGGAAGAGUUUUGGUGAUGGGCCGGCGUUGGUCAAACACCAACGCCUUCAUCUGGGCGAUGGUCCUUUCCGUUGCGAAGAGUGCGGUAAAGCCUUCGGCGCCCGCGCCCAAUAUGCCCGGCAUCGGCGUAGCCUCCACGGCGGCGGUGAGAAACCGUACCGUUGCGGUGAUUGCGGGAAGAGUUUUUCCUGGAGCUCUCAUUGGGAACGACAUCAACGUAUCCAUACUGGCGAACGACCCUACCAAUGCGGGGACUGUGGCAAACGUUUCGGCCGGACCUCCCAUCUCUACCGGCAUCAACGUACCCACGCUGGCGGGCAACCCCACAUCUGUGCCGAUUGCGGGAAGAGCUUCAACAGCACCCUACACUUCCAUAAGCACCAACGGGCUCACGCCGGUCCCCGGCACGCCUGUCCCGAUUGCGGCAAGGCGUUUGCUGAUGGUUCGGCGUUGGCUAAGCACCGACGGGCACAUGCCGGUGAGAAGCCUUUCCCUUGCCCGCAGUGUGGACGGCGUUUCGGCGUCAGUUCCCAUCUUCACCGUCAUCUCCGUAGCCACGGCGAGGAAGAGCCGCCGGAGGAGCCGCCGGAUGAGCUUACGCCCUGUCCGGUGAUGUCCCCCGGUGGCACCAACCCUGGCCCCGAGGACGUAGUUUUUGUUGGCCCUUCCCAGCAAUGUCCCAUGCCGAUGCUGGCUGGGUUGUCCCAAAUACACCCAACCCCAAACCCUUCUGCCUUCAUUGGGUCCAGGAGGAUCUCCAAGGAGGAAGACCGUCUGCCUUCAUUGGAAAACAACUUGGGUAUCUCCUUGAGCAUCUCCUUGGGCAACUCCUUGGGCAUCUCCUUGGGCAACUCCUUGGGCAACAAACAACUUGGGCUGAUGGAUUCGAGGCUCCGGACCCCCAUGUUUGACCCCCCCCCCCUUAGAGGGUCCCUAGACACAUCCACAGCGAGAUGGGACAGACCCGUCCCCCCAUUUUUCGGGGCCACCAUGCAGGAGAACUACGAGAACGUCAUUUCCUUGGCGGAGGAGAUCGCCAUCAGUUGGCCGCGCAUCACCGCCUUCGCCGAAUCCCACCGGAGGCGGGGGCUGGUGUCGGUCAUUUUUCCAGGCGUGGAAGCAGAGGGCGAGCAGGGUCAACCGGAGCCCACCCAGAUCCAACCCUCGACGGGAGCCGGUUCCAGCGAUGGGGGGGUGAACCCCGAUUUACGUCGCCAGUUGGGCCUGAUCCUGCAAACGGCCGGCAGGAGCCAGGUGGAGAAGAUGCUGCGGGAGCUGGUGCGGGAGCAGGGGCAGGGGGGGAAGCGCCGGAGCCGCAAGAAAACACCCAAGGAUGGAGGCACCGGUGCCGGGAGCGGGACGGAGGAGGAUUCAGCACUGCGGGACGGCGAGGAGACGGCGCUGGAGGAUGCCGAUCAGCACCAAAGCGGGGGACAGGCGGGUGAAGCCCCCGCCGCCGGUAAAGGGAAUGGGGGCAAGAAGGGCAGCGCGGCAUCGCCGGCAUCCCGGGGUGGUUGUGCCGAAUGCGGGAUGCGGAACCGGUCACAGAGUCCGGUAAAGCCGCGGCGGUGCACUGAGUGCGGGCGGCGGUGUCGGCAAUCGGCCCGGCAGCCAGAGCGCGGCGGGGAGAAGCCACACCGGUGCGGUGACUGCGGCAAAGGCUUCAGCCGAGGGUCCAACCUUGCCCAGCACCGGCGUAUCCACACUGGUGAACGGCCUCACCGUUGCGGUGAUUGCGGCAAAGGUUUCAUCCAACGCUCCGACCUGGAGCGGCACCGGCGGGUUCACACCGGUGAACGGCCAUAUCCUUGCGGCGACUGUGGCAAACGGUUCAGUGUCAGCUCCCACCUUGACCGGCAUCGCCGUACCCACGCCGGCGGACCCGGUCCACCUGCCCAACCCCGCACCCGUCCUCGACCGCCUCCACCGGAGGGGUCACUGGCUCCUCACCGCUGCCCUGAAUGCGGUAAGAUCUUCGCCCAACGCUCUGCUUUGGCCAAACACCGUAAGACCCACAGCGGCGAACGACCUCACCGCUGCGGCGACUGUGGUAAGAGCUUCAGCCGAGGCUCCAACCUUACCCAACACCGGCGCAUCCAUACUGGCGAACGGCCAUUUGCUUGCGGCGAUUGCGGCAAAGGUUUCAUCCAACGCUCCGACCUGGAACGGCAUCAACGGGUACACACCGGCGAACGACCCUAUACCUGUGCCGAAUGCGGUAAGAGCUUCAGCGUCAGCUCCCACCUCGACCGGCACCAGAAGAUCCACGCAGCCGAACAGGCAUCCUACCGUUGCCCUGAACAUCUAGCCGGCUUCUUGGCUGCUCAUCGUCACGGUCGCCUCUUCCAAUGCGCCCAAUGCGGGCGAUGUUUCAGUCAAGGCGCUGCCUUGCUCAAGCAUCAGCGUGCCCACAGUGCCGGAGGAACUGUGGGGCAGCCCCCCAAGUGCCCGGAUUGCGGGAAGAACCGGGGCGGCACAGUAGGGUUACGUCCCCGCAGUCAGCAAUGUAUGGAUUGCGGGAGGGAAUCGGAUACCGCUGACGGUGAAACGGCACCGGCAGUACCGCCGGAGAAACCCUAUAAGUGCGGGGAAUGCGGAAAGGGUUUUGGGCAACGUUCGGCGCUGGUUAAACACCGGCGUAUCCAUACCGGAGAGAAACCCUACGCCUGCGGGGAUUGCGGGAAGGGUUUCAUCCAGAAGUCGGACCUGACCAUCCAUCGCCGGAUGCACACCGGGGAGAAACCUUACCGUUGCGGUGAGUGCGGUAAAUGCUUCAGCGUCUCCUCCAACCUCAUCACCCAUCAACGUACCCACCUCGGCGAGAAGCCCUACCAAUGCCCCGAAUGCGGCAAGAGCUUCAUCCAACGGUCCGAGCUCACCAUCCACCAGCGCGUCCACACCGGCGAGAAGCCCUACAAGUGUCCCGAGUGCGGCAAGUGCUUCAGCCGUAGCUCCCACCUCAACCGCCACCAACGCACCCACGCCGGGGACAAGCCCAAAGCCACCGCUGCCGCCGCCGCCGCCGCCGCCAACCCCUCCGGCGCCUUCUCCAGCACCGCCUUCUCCCCGCCGUUGGGCGGUUCGGCGGCCCCCAUCCCCUCGCUGCCCUCCUUCCCUGCCUCCCCCUCGCCCCUGCCCAUCCCUUCCCUCUCCAGCCCUGCCCUGGACCUGCCGUGGGCCCUCUCCUUCCCUGCCCGCGCCUUCCCCCACCCCUCCUUCCCCUCGGCCCCCGCCUCGGGGGCCCAGACCUCCUCCCUCAUCAACUGAGUGGUGCCCGGCCCUGGCCGCAGCUCCAUCCUCCUCCCUACCUCCCCAGACACUCGCCCAACACCCAACCGGUGUUGGCCUCAAAGACCCAUUGUUGGGAGGGCUUGUUCCUGCCCAGAGCCGUUCAGCCUUCGUGGGUAAUUAAUGAUCUCUCUAAUUAGGGGAUGAGGCAGCUCCUCCAACCCUGACCACAGCCCCAGCUCCAUCCUCCUCCCUACCUCCCCAGCCGCUCACCCAACGCCCAACCGGUGUUGGCCUCAAAGACCCAUCGUUGGCGGGCUUGUUGCCACCUGGAGCUGUUCAGUUUUGGUGGCUAAUUAAUGACCUCUCUAAUUAGGGGAUGAGGCAGCUCCUCCAACCCUGACCACAGUCCCAGCUCCAUCCUCCUCCCUACCUCCCCAGCCGCUCACCCAACACGCAUUCUUGGUUGGCCUCAAAGCCCCAGUGUUGGGGGGCUUAUUCCCACCCGGAGCCGUUCAGUCUUGGUGGCUAAUUAAUGAUCUCACUAAUUAGGGGAUGGGGAAGUCCCCCUCAUGCCGUGGCUCCAUCCUCCUCCCACCCUCCCCAGCUGCUCACCCAACACCCAACCAGACUUGGCCUCCAAGACCCGUUGUUGGGGAGCUUGUUCUUGCCCGGAGGUGUUCAGCCUUGGUGGCUAAUUAAUGAUCUCACUAAUUAGGGGAUGGGGAAUUCCCCUUUAUGCCAUGGCUCCAUCCUUCUCCCGCCCUCCCCAGCUGCUCAGCCAACACCCAUCCUUGGUUGACCUCAAAGACCCAUAGUUGGGGGGGGUGGGCUGGGCUUGUUCCUGCCCGGAGCCAUUCAGCCUUGGUGGCUAAUUAAUUAUCUAAUUAGGGGAUGGGGGACUCCCCCCUUAACUUUUUAAUCCUUUUAACCAAAUUACUACCUUUUCACAGCAGGAAGAUGCACACUUUUCCCAAGUCAAUGUCCCCAUGGCAGAGGGGGGACAGUGCCCACCACUGCCCCUUGGAUUUUGGGGUAGAGGGAAGUGAAUAAAAUCAAUUCCCCACCUAAUUAGGGUGAUUUUUAACCAUGUUUUCCCACCCUUUCCUUCUCCUGCUGUGUUUUAAAGCACCACCAAGUGCAACCCAAAAUUUACCAAAUUUGUCCUAGGUGCGAGCUGGUAAAAACUGAAGCAGAAAAAGGGGGUUGGGUUUUUUUUCCCUUUUUCUGCUGUGUUUUGCUUUUUGGGGCAAUUAUUUUGGGGGGUGGGCAGGGGAAGAGCCCCAUCUGGGAUCGAUGGGCAAAAUUGCUCUUUCUGUUUUUUUACUGCUGUUGUGUGUUGUUCGUGGUUUUUUGGCACAGCUGGGCAGCGAUGAUGCUCCCCAAGUGCCAUUAUGGGGGGGAAAAAAACACGGAUUUGGGUCACCAGCACUGCCAAGCACGUGUUUCAGAGGAAAGACUUUAUUAUCAUGGAUGGAGCAGAGUCAACUGUGGGGUUUGCCCGAUCCCCCCAGUGUGUCCCCCUGAAAUGGGAGCAAAAUCAAGCUGUUUUCAGCUUUUUUAAAAAAAAAAAAAUUUUUUUUUGUUUUGUUACUUUUGUGACUUUGUAUUCCCGCGUCGCCUACGAGUCGGUUCAAUAAACAAGAGCUGGGCGCCUACAUGCGUCCUGCAGCCGACUCGUGAUGAAAA